Molecule: messenger RNA, 1231 nt
Organism: Cyprinodon variegatus (sheepshead minnow)
Lineage: Eukaryota; Metazoa; Chordata; Actinopteri; Cyprinodontiformes; Cyprinodontidae
Product: NLR family member X1-like
Exons: 4
Coding region: 59-1231 (390 amino acids)
Source: RefSeq, a predicted model, not a curated record
UUUUAACCAUAGAGAUAUAUAUUGACACAUCUUUGCUUCAAUAAAUAUAAGCUAAAAAAUGUACUGUCUUCUCUGUGUCCUCAGUGUUGAUAAUAAAUCCCAUUCCCAGGCUGACAAAGAAACCAACGGGGAACUGGAAGAGUUACUGUCAAAGAUGAAAAAAAGAUUUCUCGAGGAAAUAUCUUUUGAUAAAGAGGAAAACCAUCCUAACCAGAAAACAACAGAGCAUAUCAUCAGAGAAAAAAGUGGCGCUAAAGAAGAGGAAAGUAAACAGAAAAAGCCAGUAAAAUUGAAAGAGAUCUUCAAAGAAAAAAAAGGGAAAACAAUAAGAACGGUGCUAACUAUUGGAGAAGCUGGAAUAGGAAAAUCUUUUCAUAUGCAAAAAUUUACAAAAGAGUGGGCUGAAAAUAAUAACAAGACCUGGUCAAUUUUCUCUUGGUUUACAAAGGCCUCUUCUGCGGAGAAAAAAGUUGAAUUUUUAUUUCCUCUUAAGUUCUCAGAGCUCAACUUUGUAAAAGAGAAAAAAAUCAGUUUGAUUGAACUUCUCAACCAUUUCUUUGAGGAAACCAAGAAUAUCAUUAUCUCAGACUAUUCUCAGUUAAGAAUUGUAUUUCUUUUAGAUGGACUUGAUGCAUAUCAACACUCUUUAGAUUUUGAUAACAGUGAAAUCUUGAAUGAUGUCAGAGAACCAACAUCAUUGGACGUCCUACUUGUAAACCUCAUCAAAGGAAAUCUGCUUCCAGAAGCCAAAGUGUGGAUAACCUCCAGGCCCUCUGCUGCUGACAAAAUACCAGAUGAUGUUGUUGACAGGAUAACAGAAAUACGAGGAGACAAUACUAAGGGAAGUGAUGACCUGAAGAAAGUUAUUCUUGAGGAGCUGAGUCGAUAUAAAAAUGACCAAAAACUCUCUGAAAUUGGGAUAUUUGAUGAUAAAGAGAAAUGGAGCCAAGUCAAAUACAGUAAAUUGUUUUCUGAAAAUAAAACUAGAACAGUGCUCAUGAAAGGAGUCCCAGGUAUUGGCAAAACAUUCCAGACAAGAAUGUUCAUGAUUGAUUGGGCUGAAAGAAAAUCCAACAAGGACAUAACGGCUUUAGUGUCUCUUCCUUUCACUGAACUAAUUGCAAAGAAGGAUGAAGAAAAAAGCAUGAAAUCUUUAUUCAAUUUCAUGUCUGGAAUAAACCCCAACUCCAGAAUUCCAAGUCGGAAAGUUGGCGUAACACAACCAAGGUAG